AUGGUGAAUAUGACAUACUCGAUGUCGUCGUCCCCCGCAGCGACGACGGGCGGCCAGGGGAGCAAUCCACCCGUCUGUCAGAAUUGUGGCACCUCCACCACCCCCCUCUGGCGCAGGGAUGAACUCGGCUCCGUUCUCUGCAACGCCUGUGGUCUGUUCCUAAAACUCCAUGGCCGACCUCGUCCCAUCAGCUUGAAGACAGACGUCAUCAAAAGUCGGAAUAGGGUCAAAACCGCCGGCCAGGGUCCCAAACGCAAGUCCAGCAAUGCCGUGGACGCGAAUGGCCUCUCCGCAGUCAGAUCCGAAGCGGGGACGCCUCCCCUUGGUUCCCAUGGAUAUCGUCGUGCAUCGCGUAAAGCCUCGCCGGGCCAUUCGGAUAGAUCUAACUCUCCCGUGUCGCGAACGGAGACUCCUGCCAUAUCAUCUACGCCGCAGCAUAAUUCUAACAUUGCGCCGCAACACAUGUUUGACAGUGUCACCCUCUCCGACCAUAGUCUGAACCCUGCGGGUUCGCUUCAUUCCCUCCAGUUGCGUCAGCCUUCCCCAACUUCGUCUUCGUCUGCCGCAGACCGUCAUCUCGAAGCACCACAAACCUACGAGGGUCUUCUCGCCGCAAACACGCGUUUGAAAACUCGCGUCAGUGAGCUUGAGGUGAUCAACGAACUGUACAGGGGCCGCGUUGCAGAACUCGAACAGAGCGAUGCAAGUGCUCGCAGAUCGGAGAUGAUUGCCCGAGAUUCCGAAGUACGCCUUCGACGGUCUCUGGAGGAUGCGCGCCGACAGGAGGAGGAACUCAAGUGUCGGAUAAGCGAGCUCGAGCGCCAGUUGCUCGAGCACAACGGCUCCAACAACCCGCUCGGCAACGGCAACCCUACAGAGCCUUUAGCCAAGAAGAUCAGGCUGGCAGACGUAGUGGAACAAUCAUCCUCUGCCCCUUCCAAAUUCGAGUCGCCCAAGAGCAUCUAG
Messenger RNA from Monascus purpureus, 966 nucleotides. Lineage: Eukaryota; Fungi; Ascomycota; Eurotiomycetes; Eurotiales; Aspergillaceae. The record is from the annotation of a GenBank genome assembly.